Molecule: messenger RNA, 1580 nt
Organism: Exserohilum turcica Et28A
Lineage: Eukaryota; Fungi; Ascomycota; Dothideomycetes; Pleosporales; Pleosporaceae
Exons: 1
Coding region: 1-1488 (495 amino acids)
Source: RefSeq, a predicted model, not a curated record
AUGGCGUCGAAGCGUAAGACGGGCGAGAAUAGCCCAUCAGCGCGAGUUAGUCGCCGUGCGGCCACCCGAAAGCAUGAGGAGACGCAGUCAGCAGACAAAGUCAGUGCCAGCUCGAGCAACAAGCGGAAGCAGCCUGACAGCAACAACAACACCGAGUUGAAUGUCGAGGCUCCAGCAAAGAAGAUCAAGAUUACUCAGACCGCCACGUCUGCAACCACACCAGCUACCUCACCUCUCACACCGGCAGUCCUCCCAACCGCAGCCCCCACCACCAAGCCCAUCCGGCGCCUCGUCCCCCAAGGCCCCCGCCGCACCGCGACCGUCGGCGUAAAAGACGAGUCUCUCCUCCGCAUGGUAUGCCACUGCGCCAACACCAACACGACCAACGAACUGCACUUCCGCAAGAUCCCCGCCUCAGCCAUCCGCUGGACAUCGCCGCACCACAUCCGCAAGAUCAACGCGUGGCGCAACCAAAUCUACGGCCGCGCCGGCAUAAAAGCACGCUCCGUGAACCAGUGGCACGAGUACGAGGAACUCUGGCUCGAACUCUAUUUCCAGCUCUCCAUUGCCGAGGCGCUCAAGCGUCCCACCGUCGUGCCUAAUACGGCGCUGAUCCGCCGCGCUUUCAACGACAUGUUUGUCGGCCGCGUGCUGUAUGCGCACGACGGGGUUGCGUUGGCGCCGCGCGAAGAGCGGCGCGGCAAUGCCUUUUCGUCUAAAUUCGGGCGCGUGUGUCAUCGGCUGCGGGCGCGGCUUGCGGCUUGUGUGCUGGGCAAAUCCGGAGACGUGUAUAUGCCGCGGAUUACCAUGGACAUGGUGCACGAGUACAAGGGCAUGAAGAUGUUGUUGGAGGAUAUGGGGAUUUAUGCCGAGUCCGAGUAUGCUGAGGGCUUGGAGGCGUGGAGGGGUUUUUUGGCUAGUUUACCCGUGGGUGAUGAGGAGGAGGAGGAGGAGGAGGUUGGGGAUGAAGAAGAGACGGUUAUUGAUGACGAAGCGACGAUUUCGGCGGUUGACGAGGAUGAUUAUUAUGAUGGGUUGUGGAGGGGGAGUCAGUGUGACAUGGAUGACGAGGACAAGGACAUGGCGCUUCAAAAGAAAGAGGAAGAUGCCGUUGUGGCACUGUGGCGGCUUUCGCGUGCUGCCGUGGUAUAUAAUGGUUUUGUCGAGUUUGUUCCUGGUACGCCGUCGUCUUUGACCCUUGCAAACUUGUUGCUGUACCCAUCAACUCAUCAGGUCGCAGACAACAACAACAACAACAACAACGACACUCGCACUGCAUUCCCUGGAGCCCCAGUCCAUGUACACGCAUACAAGACUCGCAUGUCCAGCAGCACCGCAUACGCUACAAGCAACAUCCCCGUCCGCGGCAUUGGCACUGGUUCCAGCAUGGGAUUCUACAACCCAGCCAACGCAUCCAUCACAUGGACCGAUAGCGCCGCGACUUUGACUGCUUACCCGCUCACGACAUCGUACAUGCAUUGCAUGUAAUGUAAGCUUUGUUGCAUUCCACGACUCUGCACCGAGUUUCUUUUCUCUUCCUCUUCUAUUGACUCUUAUUUAGAAUGGGCGGCGGCGGGCGG